Molecule: messenger RNA, 1158 nt
Organism: Oryza brachyantha (malo sina)
Lineage: Eukaryota; Viridiplantae; Streptophyta; Magnoliopsida; Poales; Poaceae
Product: MADS-box transcription factor 50-like
Exons: 7
Coding region: 266-922 (218 amino acids)
Biological process (GO): positive regulation of transcription by RNA polymerase II
Cellular component (GO): nucleus
Molecular function (GO): protein dimerization activity; DNA-binding transcription factor activity, RNA polymerase II-specific; RNA polymerase II cis-regulatory region sequence-specific DNA binding
Source: RefSeq, a predicted model, not a curated record
UUCCAUUUCCAUAUGUAUGACAAGUGUUUCCAUUCUAGCUUGGGAUGCUUUCCUUUCCAAGCAAAAUCCGGUGACCCAAUUCUAGAAUGGAGUAGAUUGAUAGUAGUACUGUAGUUGGCAAACCCCAAAUCCAAUCCUCUUCAACUCACAAUCAUCGCCGCCUUCACCGCAUCCAUCCGGCCGCCGUCUCUUCUUCCUCCACAUCCCUAUAUACAGUAGUACGACUUCGCCGCAGCUAGCUGAUCAGAUCUAUAGUAUAUAUCCCAUGGAGGCGGCGGCGGCGACGGAGGGUGGUGGACAGCAGAGGCGCGGCGGUCGGCGCGAAGUGCGGCGGAUCGAGGACGCGACGAGCCGGCAGGUGACGUUCUCGAAGCGGCGCAAGGGGCUGCUGAAGAAGGCGUCGGAGCUGUCGGUGCUGUGCGACGCCGAGGUGGCGCUGCUCGUCUUCUCCCCCCGCGGCCGCUUCUUCCACUUCGCCUCCGCUCCAUCUCUGGAGGAGACAAUCGACCGCUACAUUAGCCACAGCCAAGAGACACCUGCGAACAAGAAGCCUAAAGAACUAAUUACUGCGCAGAACAUGGAAUCCCGAGCUGAAACCUUAGCAAUGGAGAUUGACACAGUCGAGGCCUACACAAGGAAGAUGCAGGGAGAAGAUCUGGAAUCAUGCUCGUUGCAAGAACUGAAUGACCUGGAGAUGCAGCUGGAGAAGAGCCUAAGCAGCAUCCGUGUACACAAGCAAAAGAAGAUGAUGGAUAAGAUUUUACAGCUUCAACAACAGGAGAAGAUUCUCUUGGAGCAAAACGCCCAGCUACUCCGCAAGCAGCAGUGCAAGGCGCAACAUGAUCCAGGUGCAGCUCCAGAGCGCGAGCUGAACUACCAGGAUAUUGACGUUGACACUGAGCUGGUCAUUGGAAGACGGUGAAAAUAUUCAGAUUUUACAGAAAGAAACGGUGACGAUCAACUUGUUAGACUCUCAGCGAGUUAUACUCAAUUUGUUUGUAGCCAGCUUCUUAUUUAAUUGUCCUGCAUUAAUAUAUAUUAUAACACAAUCAUAUCUAAUCUUGGUCUGACGAGAAGAUAUAUGGGGUGGCUAUACAUAUAUAAUACAUACACAUCAUUACAUUCAGGCUUUGGUGUUGUGUUUGACCAACAGACAUG